Molecule: messenger RNA, 7871 nt
Organism: Dunckerocampus dactyliophorus (ringed pipefish)
Lineage: Eukaryota; Metazoa; Chordata; Actinopteri; Syngnathiformes; Syngnathidae
Product: sodium/potassium/calcium exchanger 3-like
Exons: 17
Coding region: 135-2066 (643 amino acids)
Biological process (GO): calcium ion transmembrane transport; intracellular calcium ion homeostasis
Cellular component (GO): membrane
Molecular function (GO): calcium channel activity; calcium, potassium:sodium antiporter activity
Source: RefSeq, a predicted model, not a curated record
UAGCUUAUACAUUGAGAGUCCCUCGCCAAGGCAGUCACAUCUGUACCUGCAGCUCUCAUCACGCGUCCUUUUUGCACCACCACCACCACCACCACCGGGGCAUCCACGGGAACGCUCGCCGGAAGAAGAGCGCCAUGGCCCGCGCGGAGGAAGACGGAAUGCCGGAGACAACCGUGGGAGUCGGAGUGAUGCUGAACCGACGGAGGAGCAACGGCAGGCGAAGAAAGCGAAAGGAGUUGUUCGCCGUCCAGAUGUGCUUGACGGGCUUUCUGCUGGGACUGGCCGCCGGGCUCCGGAAGGUGGCACAGCACGGAGAUCGUGUUUCGCCUUCCACAAUGCUGGAAGACACCAGGUGGGACAGUCGUCACCUUCUGCAGGACACCUACGACAACCAGUCCAAGCUGUUAUCAGAGCUGGACAAAAACUGCACCGAACCAGCUAUCCACGAGUUCCCCAGAGAUUACUUCACCAAUCAGGAGCGCAUUGAUGGAGCCGUGGGCUUACACGUCCUCUGUGCAGUCUACAUGUUCUAUGCUCUGGCCUUAGUCUGUGAUGACUACUUCGUUCCCUCGCUAGACAAGAUAUGUGAGCGUCUUCAUCUUAGUGAGGAUGUUGCUGGAGCGACCUUUAUGGCGGCAGGCAGCUCAGCUCCUGAACUCUUCACCUCGGUCAUAGGAGUAUUCAUCACUAAAGGGGAUGUCGGGGUUGGCACCAUUGUCGGCUCGGCUGUCUUCAAUAUCCUCUGUAUUAUUGGAGCAUGUGGGAUAUUUGCUGUGCAGACGAUCCAUCUGUCCUGCUGGCCUCUGCUCAGAGACUCCGUCUACUACACCCUCUCCAUCUCCGCCCUUAUUGUGUUCAUCUAUGAUGAAAAAGUAGUUUGGUGGGAAGCGCUCACGUUAAUUCUGAUGUACUUCGUCUAUAUUUUGAUCAUGAAACUGAACUCCCAUGUGGUUGGUUUCCUGGAGAGGAAGAAGAAAUACUCAUCCAGCGUGAGGAACGGAGCGGCGAAUGGCGAGCUAGACGAUGGCUCAGACGCUACAGCGGUUCUGUUGAAAAAAGCAAACCACCGCAGGAAGACAUCAGUGCUGAUGGUUGACGAGUUGCUUUCAGCGUACCCCCACCAGCUGUCGUUCUCAGAGGCCGGCAUGAGAAUUAUGAUCACCAGCCACUUCUCCCCGAGAACCCGCCUUACCAUGGCCUCUCGAAUGCUCAUCACUGAGAGGCAGCGUCUCAUCAACACGCGGACCUUGACCAAUGGAGACUCAGACGGACCGGUAAAAGGAGGCAACAGGCGGACCACAGAAAACGGGAUGUCUGGAGCAGAGAGAGGCAUCAACAUGCGAGACCACGAGACGGGCAACGAGACAGAGAACGAAGACAACGAAAACAAUGAGAACGAUGAAGAGGAGGAAGAAGAGGAUAGAGAAGGCCCGUUUGUGCCCUUCCAGUGUCCAGCCGGUGCGUUGAACAAACUGAAGUGGCUGCUGGCCUGGCCGCUGUGUCUGCUGCUCUACUUCACCGUGCCCAACUGCUCCACACCUCGCUGGGAGAACUGGUUCAUGCUGUCCUUUGUCUCCUCAACCCUGUGGAUCGCUGCCUUCUCCUACAUCAUGGUGUGGAUGGUUACGGUGAUUGGCUUCACUCUCGGCAUCCCAGACGUCAUCAUGGGCAUCACCUUCCUGGCAGCAGGCACCAGCGUCCCUGAUUGCAUGGCCAGCCUCAUUGUGGCAAGACAAGGAAUGGGUGACAUGGCGGUGUCAAACUCCAUCGGCAGUAAUGUGUUUGACAUCUUGGUGGGCCUCGGCCUCCCCUGGGCCCUGAAGACGCUUGCUAUUAACUACGGCUCUGAUAUCAAAUUAAACAGCAAAGGGCUGAUUUUUUCUGUCGGGCUCCUGUUGGCUUCUGUGUUUCUGACGGUCAUGGGAGUUCACCUCAACAAGUGGACACUGGACAGACGUCUCGGCCUCACGUGUCUCCUCCUCUACGCCGUCUUCUUGUGCUUCUCCUGCCUCAUUGAGUACAACAUCUUCAUCUUUGUCAACCUGCCAACCUGCAGGGAUGACUGACACAGCCACACACACACACACACGCGCACACACACACACAUUAAUACAGGCACACACUCAAGCUUGAAAUGAAACAGGUGAUGGUGUCUGACACCAGGAUUGCAAAUGGCAUGUAAUUACCAGGAAGACAGAUGUGCAACUGUUGACCCACGUUGAUGAUUUUGUUCUCGUAUUUAUGUAGUAGUACUACAGUACUACGUGUUAUCAGUGCAAUAUGGAGCUCCGCUGGUCUGUGUCCACCAGCAUACAAGGAGGACUGGCGGCAGUGAGGACCCGUCACGGGACGACAGGAGCAAGAGGACAUUUAUUUUGAAACCUUCACUGGCUGCUACAUUUACAUCCAUACGUCACAACGCCGUGUUGACCCGAGUAUAAGCCGGGGUGUAGAGAUUUAUUCAACGUGUAAAUACGUCAGGCUCUUCCAUAGCAAUCUGAACGCUAGAAAGCCCGAUAGCAAUAUUUUCCUAGCUUGUGAUGUAUGAAUUCACGUCAUAUUUGACCCCUCGUUGCAAUGAGAAAGCCGCUUUUUAUGUUAGUCCAUUGUUGGUUAAAUUGCUUUAAAAUGAGCUGUCAUGGCAAAAAAUGAAGUUGUUGGAAAUGAGCUGGACACGCUGCCAUUGUGGGGAAGCCAUAUCCUGCAUUAGUCACAUGACCAGCCCUUCAAAAGUGUUUCCUAGACGUCAGGUAAAAGCUGUAUAGGACACAUUUGAACACAUUGAAAGCAUCACCAUGGCUUCCUCAUUAUGGGAUACAAUCUUUUUCUUUUGUGUAUUGUUGUCUUAUGUUUGGGGUCAUCUUAUACCAGGGGUCGGCAACCUUUCCCACCAAAAAAGCCAUUUUGCCUCCUCUUCCAGUGAAAAACAAAACAAAAAAACAUCACACUGCUUAUAAACUUGUAAAAAUUGUCAUCUUUUUCAAAUGUUACCCCAAAAUUCAACAAACAGAAGUGCGCCUACACGUGUACUGUAGGCCUACCCUGACAUAAUAUCAACACUUAACUCCGUGAGUCUUACUGACUGGUUCCCAUAUUUGUGUCAAAUUCAAACAAACUGUAGCCACCUUUACGAUAAAAAAAGAGUCCAGAGUUCACGUUUUUGCUCAAUAACGUUUAUGCCUGCAUUGAAUUGCCAUCAAUAACCGUUCCAUUUGUCCUGUCCUUGACUGUCUUUGCAAAGAGAGGCAUUAUUUUAUUUUCUAAAUCAUUUCCUGUUUAUUUUUUCAUUUGGAAAAUAGAUGAGCUGAUAUUUUUAUGAAUGGUUCUUUCAUGUAAGGCCUGUCACGAUAAUCUGUAAAUGAAAAAAAAAGAAGUCGAUCAUUUUGCCGGCCUCGAUAAAUUGACAUGUGCAUACAUGCGUGUUUGAUGCGUGUUUCUCUGUGCCACACAGGCUGGAUGACAAGAGGGUUCCCUCUGCAUCUGUCUGUGCGCAUUGGUUCUGUAGUGAAUGAACGGAGAGAGUGAGCCCUCCUCUCAUUCAGCUUCUUGGUGGAAGCGGGGCUACUAGUGAGUGGAUACAGAGGGUUAGCAGUUAGCCGCGUGAGCCAGCCUACGCUAACAUGAAUGAAGGCACAGAUGUGAUGGCUUCCGAGGCGAAGGCCACAGCCGACAGCCCCGUUGUGGGAAUAUUUUGGUUUGAAACAGAAUGAACAAGGCGAGGGCAUGAACACAGACAAACCGAAAUGUCGCAUUUGUUCAAAUGAAACAUUUGCACAUACGACACACAGCCAUCCUUUUCCAUUUUCAGGGGAAAAAAAUACCGCUGGAGGUGCAGCAGAGCCUUCGUCGCUUACUGAGGCGUUUUGACGGCAAUGUAAAUAGCACAAAAUCGUGCGCGCUCACAGACAAUACGCUCAUUCAAUACAGUUAUAUGGCAUACAUUUUAUGCCAUAGAAAUUAUUUAAAAAUGGUCUAAAUAAUGAUGUUAAUAAUAUCGAUGAUCGACGAUAAUUUGUAGCACAAUUAUCGACCAGCAAAAUUUGUUAUCGUGACAGCCCUAUGUAUUUUCCAUCUGUGAAUGGCUUCCCAUCUCAUGUGCAGCCCCGUGUUGCCAACUUGGCGAUUUUCUCGCUAAAUCUGGCGACUUUCCAAACCCAAUAAAAAUUUUCUCAAUAGCGACUAGCGACAAAUGUAAAGAUUUUUCUGGUGAGCGUACUGCCUGCUGCCACGGCACACGGCACUGUCUGCCUCCCAUGAGCGUGUCACGGACUCCAAGCACACAGCAACAGUGCGCUUUGCAUUCUAAAACACGAUGCUAUGCUCCCGGUAAUUACACGGUUUUAUUUUACUGCGCAGUAACUUGCUUGACUUGACUCAACUCAAAACUCCCUCACCUUGUUUUCCUCUCCCGCGCAGUGAGACUCGCUGGAAGCACAAGCAAACCCCCCCUUGCUCAUCCAAUCGGCAGUCAGAACGCAGGCUGAACGCAUUCACGGACUUGCAGUUCAUUUCGAAAAUGCACAUUUCCCCUACUUGGGUGUGCGAAGGGAGCCGCAACAAGGAGGCUGAUGAGCCGCGGGUUGCCGACCCCUGUCUUAUACUGUAUGUGCUAUGUGGGAGUAGAAGGCUGUAGCACUGAUCUGAUUGGAAAUGAAUAAUCUGAAGAUUUGUUCUCCAGAUGAGCCACUGGGCCAUGGAAUAAUGGACAUUUUAAGAUUGAAGCAUAAUUCCAAUAAUAUCCAAACAGGGCAUUAUUUUUCUUAACAUUAUUAUUAGUGUGACAGCUGCUGUAGCUAUGUUUUGUAUGUCAGAUGAAUUUAUUGGCUUUAUAGAGACAGCUUGCUGUUCCCUUUUGUAAAUAGUUUUCUGUAAAUAGCCCUCGGCGGCUCAUGUAUUAUUUAUAAAUGUCAAACGCACAUUUCGCCUCUGGAGGUCACGGGGCCCAAAGCGGGUUUAUUUCUGGUGUCAGGGUCACUAAAAUCUCCUCUUGAGGUCAGAAAGACGUCUUUGCGGAUGUUUUCUCUUGACGUGGUUUUGCUGUUUUUGAAUGAGUUGGAUUUGACUGUGUGUUUGUGUUAGGAUAAGUCCAAAGCAGGCCAACCUUGCACUGAAGAGCCUAAAGUAGCUUUGGGGGAAGGCAUCUGGGUGGCUCUGUGUCGUCCUUCAAUAAGCACGCUGAUUAUAAGGAUGUCUUUCCUUGUAAGAUGAAGCACUUUUGAUGCAGAGCGACGCCAGGAUGGAGUCGUCAUGCGACGUACGGAGCUAAAUGGACUGCUGCUCCUCAUUUGGUGGACACACGUCCCACCUAAAGAAGUCAUAGGUGGGACUUUUAUCAGUCCAGAAACGUUGUAUUUUGUAUCACCUGUAGAUUUGUCCAGAUUUGGUAGGUUUGUGCUACAUGGAUAUUUGUACUGGUUUUUAGAGCAUGUGCAAAGUAGUUCAUCUCCAUUGAGUGGCGCAAAAUUUCCACUUCUUCCACACCUGUUGAAACUCUUGCACAGUAUGCUCAUGCAGUGUUUGCAACUUUCAGAAACAUGCUCAGCUCUUUUCCCUCUCUUUCCACCAAAUCCAUCAUCGUUCCUUUUUAAAGGACAUUGUCAAUGGCCUGUUGCCAGAUCAUGUAUCUACAAAUUGUUUAUGAGUUCUUUUUUCAAUUCUGUUCCCCACUUUUAUGAAGAGAAUGUCUAAGCGCAGCCUGGGAGUUGAGGGGUUCCUGGUUUGGUGGCUGCAGGAUUGGCUUUCUGCUUUUUGCAGAUGAUGUGGUCCUGCUGGCUUCAUCGGGCCGUGGAUCGGUUCACAGCUGAGUGUGAAGCGGCUGGGAUGAGAAUCAGCACCUCCGAGUCCGAGUCCAUGGUUCACGGCUGCACGGCUCCUCCAUCAGGAGGCGUUUAAGUACCUCGGGGUCUCGUUCACAAGUGAGGGAAGGAUAGAACAUGAGGUUGACAGGCAGAAUGGAGUGGCGUGUGCAGUGACGCAAACCCUUCAUCGGUUCAUUGUGGUGAUGAGGGAGCUGAGCCGAAAGGCAAAGCUCUCAAUUUACCAGUCGAUCUACGUUCCUACGUAGAUCUUCCUAGUGGCAGAAAGGACAAGAUCGUGGGGACAAGCGGCUGAAAUGAGUUUUCUCCGUAGAGCGGCUGGGUUCUCAGGGAUCAUCUGGGAGAAACUCCACAUUGAGAGGAGCCCGAGGAUGUGGCUCGGGCAUCUGGUCAGGAUGCCUCGUGGACACCUCACUAGGGAGGUGUUCAGGGCACAUUCUAACGUUUCGCAGGCCUUGGGGAAGACCCAGGACACGACUGUGUCUCUCAACUGGCCUGGGAAGGCUGCUCCUCCACAUUGAGAGGAGCCAGAUGAGGUGGCUCGGGCAUCUGGUUGGGAUGCCUUUCAGACGCCUCUCCUUGGGGCACAUCUAACUGGUAGGAGGCCUCUGGGAAGACCCAGGACACGUUGGAGAGACUAUGUCUCUCAAUUGGCCUGGAAACAUUGCCCCUUCACAUUGAGAGGAGCCAGAUGAGGUGGCUCGGGCAUCUGGUCGGGAUGCCUGCCGAACCCCUCCCUCGGGAGGUGUUCAGGGCACAUCCAACCGGUUUGCAAGCCUCGGGGAAAAGCCAGGACACUUUGGUCGAGACUGUUUCUCUAAACUGGCCUGGGAAUGCCUCGGGAUCUGCCGGGAGAAGCUGGGCGAAGUAACCGGGGAGAGGGGAGUCUGGGCAACCCGCCCUCGGAUAAGCGGAAGAAGCUGAGCGAAUGGAUGGAUUCUUUUUUCCCCAUAAAUACAUGCUGGACAUGCUGGAAGAAACCAGCAUUCAAAAGUCUUUAGGUUUGAUGUAAUGCAAUAAUCAUAGUCGUACCAAUGUGUGAAUAUCACUCUUUGAAUAGGAAGACUUAAAAGAAACGGCGUGUGUUCUGGACACCGGAACAGUUAAAAGAUAAAAGAUUAAUAAAAUAAUGUUCUAUAUAAACAGGACUUUCAUUUUGCCACAGAACAAUAACAUAGUUAAAGGGAUAGAUGGCCAUUUUUUGGCAUGAAGUUGUCAACAGUGUAGUGCAUCAACAGUGACUUACCCCCCCCCCCCCCCCCACUCGGUACCGUGAGCCCAGUUCUGGUCAGAUUUUGAUGAUGUGGAAAGUAGUUCCGGUUAGCUGGUGGGGCCACUUAAGUAAAAAGUGUGGCUUCUCAAAACAAUAUGCGUUGAAAAGAGUAAUACAUUUGCAUCACAAAAAUGCCUCCUGGAAACAAUCAGACAUAACAAUCGCUUGCGUUCAUUUCACACGCGUGGUAUCACUGCGCGCUGCCGCUUGUCCAUUGCUGUGUACGUGUUCCGCAGACUUCACCCACGCAAGGAAACACAUGGAACACAUACUGUGCAAAGUGGGGGGCGGCUCACCAUUGAUGCACGACACUGCUGAUGGGGACGUGGUAGAACUUCAUGUCCUAAAAUCCAAACUAUCCCUUUAAAGUCUCGUUUUGAUCAUGAAGACUUCCACAGUUUUUUUAAAAAAAUGUAAUUAUGAAUUAAACGUGUCGGUAUAACGUAUGUAUAUAAUGUACGUAUAUUUUAUUGAUUCUUUAAUUACAACAAAAAGAGAAAUGCAGAAAGAUUUCUCUAUGGUUUGGUCUUUAGGCAAGGGGUGGGGGUGGCGGUGGGGGUUUAGGGGUUAGGGAUUGGUUUAGGGUUCUUGUCAGGUUUUGGGUUUAGGGGCUAGAUUUACAGUUAGGGGUAGAUUUAGGGUUUAGGGUUAAGAUUAAGGGUUAUGGGUUGAGGUCAGAGGUUGGAGCAGUGACGUCCAAACUGCAGUUCGUUGUUUUUUUUUUAUUGGCCUAGCCGUACGUUCUAAAAAUGCAAUUAAAUAAGAAAACUUUUUUAAAAAAU